Ascochyta rabiei is the source of this 1467-nucleotide messenger RNA. RefSeq lists its product as uncharacterized. The coding region runs from base 1 to 1467 and encodes 488 amino acids. The record is from RefSeq and is a predicted model, not a curated record. The transcript has 3 exons. NCBI's taxonomy places the organism in Eukaryota, Fungi, Ascomycota, Dothideomycetes, Pleosporales, Didymellaceae.
AUGGAACGAUUCCGGCAAAUAUCUUGGCCAACCAGUGUUCAGGAGUCUACUCUCAGGCCGAAGAAAGUCAGCUGCACGAUUGCCGUUCACGCAGAAUACCGACGUGGCACGCAUAGAAGCGAAGGCGCUACGCUCGUUGAUAGUAUCUACAAGGACACAGGCUGCGUUGUGGUGGCUUACUGGGAGCAGUCUACAAUCAAGCGCUUCGACGUGUACCCAGGUGCUGGCUUGACGGACGCUGUUGCUGCUAUCAACAAAUGGAUUGCUCGAGGCGCCCAGAAGAGCAAGGAAUCUGCCGUUUGGGCAAAGACACCCGCCUUCAACCAAUCCCAGUGGUACCAGGACCAACUUGAGCUCCUAGAACAGGAGAGGAUGGAGCUUUUCCUGGGCCCAGUACCAGACACGCGAGAGAAUGAGGCUGUACGGCCAAGAAUCACCAUCGAUUGGCCCGAAGACCUUCUCGGCAUUGAAGUCACACCUCCGACCGUCUUUGGUAACACGCUGCAAGCCUUGGACGACAUCAGAAAGCGAGAUGGAGUCUUCAUCACACUCUUACCAAACAACAAGAUUGAGAUCCUCGGGUUUGACAUCAUCAAUGUCGAAGCAGCAGAAGCUCAUUACAGAACAUUGGUCGAGAGGAUACGGAGUGAGAAGUGCAGUCUUCAGCAAGUGACCAACAUGAUAUUGGAUGAGCGAGAAGGCAUUGAUGUCGUGCUUCUUCCAGCCGAGAACUGGUGGCCCAAUCACGCCCACAGAGUUGUUCCGCGUUUGCUACCAUCCCCCAUCAUGGAUCAAUCAGGAAGCUUUCGAGAAGAUGGACUGGACGAUACUCAGAUCAUCGUAAUCCGGAAUUCCAUCAAGCACGCGCUUGAAGCAGUGAGUUACAAGAAAGGUUCCUAUGAAUUUGUUGUGCGUCUCGGCUGCAUCGCUCUUGACUCAAAGAAGGUGGGAGAAGACCAGAUUGGGAGGAGACAUGGGAAGGAGAAAUUCACCAAAUCGAUCGAUGGCACAAUCGAUCUGGUGCCGAAGAAAUGGCUCCUCGCCAACGUACUCGGAAGUCAACUCUAUCAUCGUCUUGUUGCGGCUGACGAAGUUCUGGAACCUGUCAAGUCAGCUGGCUACUGGGGUACUAUGCCUGCCAGCUUGAGCAAAACUCACCCGUCGUUGCGUGGAAUCUGGAUCUUUCGAGACCCCAAUAGCUCUCAAAGGCAACCUCAACCGCUUGCUCGUAAUGUUGGGCGACCGACGCCUUUGGGGCAGUCAUUACCCGCUGCAGGUACCAGCAUACCAAGCAGUUUAAUCAUAGUUCAAGUCGACUGGACCGACGAUGGGGAGGGCUUGUAUGACAAGACUGAUUCGAGAUUCUACAAGCUUGAGGCAGGUAAGGGCGGUGCCAAAGUGAACAUGGAUAUCAAUUUGCUGGAGUUGGGAGAGCAAGUUCCACCAAGUCUGGCGGUCCGACGUUAA